UGAUUGCUGAAACGAGGGAAGCGGUAAAACCAAAACAGACGUAAAGGAAUGUCAAAUCUAUGAACUUCAAAGCAUUUUCCUAUCAAUUAUAAUUAAUUUUUUCUCCAUAAAGCCCAUGUGAUAUCUCAGAGACCUAAAGGAAGACAGAAUGUCACAUCUAUGGCAGCACCCAUAUGUAAAUGUUUUCAAGCAUUUUAACCUCUCGUCAUGGAAGAAGUCCACGAAAGAAGGCGAGGUUGCAUCCUCAAUGGACAAACAGUUAAAGGGCACAGUUUACAAAAUAACAGGCUCUAUUCCUGCAGGAAAUUAUAUCCAACUUCCUAAAACGUCAUCUCAGUCACUGGGCCUGUCAGGGAGAUACUUCUACUUGUUGUUCAAGCCGAUUCCAUCAAAAUACUUUGUUGUGCACAUUGAUCUGGUAACUCCAGAUAACCUUGUGGUUAGACUUUCAUUUUCAAAUUUGUUUAAAGAGUUCAAAGCCACUUCUACCUGGCUUCAAUUUCCAUUCUUGUGUAACACAGAUCGAGGUUGUGCCUUUGGAUAUGCCAGUGCUGGUAAUAAAGAAAAAGCUGGGCCAGCCCCAAUAUCCUCGAGGUGGACUGUGCUGUGCUUGGACUUCCAUUACAUCUUAUCCAUGUAUCUUAAUCGCAAAUUUUCCUACAUGAAGAGUGUAAAGCUGUGUGCAAACAUGCUUGUGAGGAACAUCUUUACAAGUGAUUUUUUGUAUGAACCAGGGCUGACAGUGGAGGAAGUGAAAAAAGCUGGUGGGAUUUCAAAUGGAAUGUCACCAAUGCCUAGAGAGAUGGCAUUCCCUUUGAUGAAAACUGACAAUUGGAGUGACCAUUAUGACCUCAUCAGAUUUCCUGCAGAGUUGAGUUCUAACCCAACCCAACCAAUGCCUUAUCCUCCUUGUAAAGGAAAUCCAGAUGAGAACCCUCGUCAUGUGGUUCCCAGGCUGGUAGAUGUUAGCAGAUGUACAACAGAGAAAGUCUCACUGAUUCACAGUCAGACCAGUUUACCCAAGCUCCCGGGGAAGAAGAUCACAGUGACCAAGGAGCUUCCCAGUGUGAAUGUGCACGACUUGUCCAUCAGUCGGGAUGAUAAUGGAGAAGUGCACAUAUAUGCUAACCCUAGCGACCAGGUGGUGGUGCACAGGCCAGACCAUGGCCCUGGCAAGGUGCAGGUGAUAUACAGGGAUAGAUCUGUGCACAUCCUGACAGAGAUAGGCGCUAAGGUGGCAGUUCACAGGGGGGCAUGCCGUUCUCAGAAAUCUGCCACAAAGAGAAUUGUAGAAGAUUUCUCUACUAAGAAAGAAUGCAAGACAUUAUUACCAGAUCCUAUCUUACAGCUGAAGAGAAUUAUUGGAUAUGGAGGUGCUUCUCAUAAAUAUUGUUUAUGGUCCAGUGAUGGGAAAGUGGUUGUUUACCCUUGUCAUGCUGUUGUUGUGGCCAUGAAUGUCAAUAGUGGGCAUCAGAGGUUCUUCAUUGGACAUACAGACAAGGUGUCGUGUGUAUCACUCACCAUCAAUGAUGCUCUCCUUGCCACGGGACAGACAGGAAGCAUGAGUGUGGUGAGGGUGUGGAACUUCAGGACUGGAGAAUGUCUGGCCAUGUGUAAAACACAUGUCCACUCUCUCCAUGCCCUUUGCUUUUCACUUUCUGGAAAUGUGUUAUGUGGUGUUGGCAAAGAUGGCCACAGUAAAAAUAUGAUUGUUCUUUGGAAUACAUCCAAAGUUAGCAAGACAAGGGAGAUAACUGUCAUUUCCAAGGCCCACACAGAUGUCGAUAUUCAGUGCAUGAAGAUUGCACCUUUUGAUGAAACCAGGCUGGUGUCAUGUGGCCGUGACAAUGUGAGAUUGUGGCGAGUGAAGGACGGCUGUCUGCGCUCAGGACCAGUCCAUCUAGCAGAAUACCACAACAUGGAGUUCACGGAUGUCUGUUUUGAGGCUGGCUAUAAUGCCAGGAAAGACCCUGCCGACAGGCUUGUAUAUGCCUGUAGUCGAACUGGCUACAUUGUUGAAAUUGAUUACCAGAAGCUUUCUAUUCGCCAUGUAAGACGUCUUCUUCCAAACGCGGGCAAAUCGAAACAGGAGAAACAGAGUUUCAACUCUGGUGGAGGUAUAUCAAUCAAUGGCAUGAAGAUAAAUGAGUCAUUUUGUGUCACUGGCUCAGAUGAUGGCUACCUUAGACUCUGGCCAUUGGACUUCAGUCGUGUCUUUUUGGAGGCUGUUCACGAGGGACCAGUAACGGCUGUGGACAUCUCUGCUGAUGGUACAAAGGUUUUAGCUGGCACUUCUUCUGGCAAUCUGGGUGUAUUGGAUGUAUGCAGUAGAGACUACACAACCAUAAUGAGAUCUCACACUAAGAAAAUCACCUCACUGUCAGUGGACCCAUACAGGAAGCACAUUGUGACUGUAGCAGAGGACCAUACCAUACGAGUCUGGGACUCUGACUCACUGCAGCAGCUGUAUGAUUUCAGUGCCCCUAAGGAGUGCCCAUGUGUGGUGUGUUAUCACCCUCUGGGUCAGAUCUUCUCUUGUGGCUUUGAAGGGGGCACUGUGAAAGUUUUCAAUGUCUCUACUACCAGUAUGUUAGCUGAACACAGGCAACACUGGGGUAAAGUCAUAGGACUAGCCUAUUCACCUAAUGGUGACUACAUGUAUAGCGUGGGAUCUCUGGGCUCCAUCGCACUAUACGACUGCUCUGACAACAGCUAUGAACUCAUCCGCUUGCUGGGCAACACUGUGGCUCGGGGAGAGAAGUUUGGGCCAGACGCUGUGGCGGUCAGUCCAAGGGGAGAGUACAUUGCCUUUAUAGGUCCCACAGAGUACACGAUAAGUGUAGCCAGUGGAAGGUCACUGGAUGAAGUGAUGAGGAUUGAUAUUACACACAUGAAUGUGGUUGAUAACAGCAGAACCGAGGUAGACUCAGCCCUCAAGGUGGUCUACACCCCAGAGAGCCUCAACCAGCUGCUGGUGACAACGGCCAGUAACAAACUACUCAAGUUCAAUGCCAAGACAGGCAGGCUGCUAGCAGAGGUUGAGCACAUCCAUCGUACACCUUGUACGUCAUUGGACACUACAGCAGAUGGAUGUUAUCUGGCAACAGCUGGGGACAGAGUUGUGAAAAUCUGGGAUUAUAACAUGAACCUAGACAUCAACUUUCAGGUGUUCAUUGGCCACUCAGAAGCUAUAAACCAAGUCCAGUUCAUGCCUGAUGGCCAAAGCUUCCUCAGUGCUGGGGAGGCCCUCUAUCUGUGGGACUUUCUGGCAGAUAAACAACCAACACCAUAUUUACCUGAAGGUAGAAAUUACCAGGAAAGAGAUUGGUUUCACAGCAAAGACAAUACUGAUAUAGUCACAAACAGCCCAGUUCGGAGAGUAUUUGACUCCUUCACGGAUUUACCAAGGCAGACACCUCCCAAACCAGCUAAAUAUGACUCACCUGUCCGUAUAGAUGACCUCAGUUCAAUCCACAGAGCCUCAGACACAGAUGAAGUUAAUUCUGAAGGCUCUGUGAAGGAAGCUGUUAUUGUUGGUCCAAGGAUACCACCACAAAAAGCGCCCUCUAGUGAUGAGGAUGAGGCUGUUGUCAUCAUCUCUAAAAGCUUUCAGGGUGAAAGUCCCCAUGUCAGACAGGUUAAAUCAUCCAACAUUUCUUCUGAAAGUAACACCCAGAAACAGAAAAGUGUACAUGUGGAAAAGCCAUCAGUGCACAAACACUUCAUACAGAGAGAGAAGAGUCACAGUCUUGCACAGAGACGAUACACAGCACCUCCAAACCAGGCAGGCCUGAAGUUGAAGUCUGUGAUAGGGUACAACGGGAAUGGAAGGGGAAACAUGGUGUGGCAGCCAGACUCAGGUUUGUUCAUUUAUACCAGUGGCUGUGUGGUCAUAGUGGAAGAUCUAAACACCAGCUCUCAGCAGUUCUUACAAGGCCAUGUUGAGGAAAUAUCCACAAUAGCCUUACAGAGUGAUUGUCAGGUGUUGGCCUCUGUGAGUGGGACAUUUGAGCAGAGUGCUUGUCAGUUGUGUGUGUGGGACCUUCCUCAGCUGGUCUGUAAGAGAAGCCUAACCCCGCCCCACUGUGAGGUGGUCUCGCUGGCUUACUCCAGGGAUGAUAGGUUCCUCUUGUCAGUUGGUGACUAUAGAGACUGCUCUGUCGUUGUAUGGAGCACAUAUGACUACACUGUCCUCACCCAGUCCACAGCCGCCAAGCCCAUACAUGAAGUCAGAUGGGACCCCUACACUGCUAAUGAGUUUGCCUCGGUGGGAGCCGGAGGUAACCUGUUAUUUUGGCUGCUGGAUGAAACCAGCCCUAACGUCAGCCUGAAUGUCCAUGAAGCUAGAGUGCCCAGUGACCUGUUACGCUCCCAUGUUACUGCCAGUCCCUUUGUCACAGACUUCACAAGCUUGGAGUAUGCUGGAGGAAGUGUGCUGUACGUGGCCACAAGUAGUGGGCGUGUAUCUGCCUGGGACACCCGCAGUAACACCUGCUUUAUCCACUGGGAGGCAGACUUCUCUGACAUAGAUUUUCUGGUGUGUCGUCAUGGUCGCCUGUUAACAGCCAGCUCAGGUAGGAACCUCAGGUUGUGGUCUGUCCAGGACAUAGAAGGUCUCAAGUCUCAUGGAGAGAGCCUCCAUAAUGGAGGGCUGACCAUGGAGGAUGAGAUGAGCUUGGAUGGAGCAGUGGCAUCUAUAGCCUUUGAUGAUAUACUAGAGAUGGGAAUAGUGGGUACGAGUUCUGGAACUCUCUGGUAUAUCAACUGGUCAGAGAGAACCAGCAUCCGCCUCGUGUCCGGUCAUUCCAAACAGGUGAAUGGUGUGGGUAUGAGUGUUGCCUGCCCAAAUCACUUUGUUACCUGUGCUGACGAUGGUAGCCUGAGGGUGUGGUCAGUGGCUGACAGAGAACAGGUGCUACAAUUCCAGGUGACAGAUCAGAAGUGUAGCUGUUUGACAGUGUCUCCCGAGAGUAGGGACAGGCCUGGGAGAAGCGGUAACCAGGCAGGGCGACCACAGAUGCCAUACGUGGCUGGUGGUUAUACUGAUGGCACAGUGAGAAUGUUUGACAUUGACAAGGUGGAGAUGGUUCUCAAACUCCAUCCUCAUGCUGUGUCUGUCACAGCUAUCAGCUUCUCAGAUCAUGGUCGUAUGAUCUUGUCAGGAGGAAGUGAUGGUCUAAUCGCAGUCAGCAGUCCAACCACAGGCCUUACGGUCAGGGUCAUCACAGAUCAUAAAGGCGCUCAUAUCACCAACUUUGAUGUCACGGCCUCACAGGAACAAGAAUUCGGGGUGUCAGCUCCUGUUCUGUGGUUGGCCUGUAGUAUUGAUAGACGCGUCAGUGUGUGGUCAGCUGACUGGUCCAAGGAUUUCUGUGAGCUUGUUGAUUGGCUGACCUUCCCAGCUCCAGCCUAUGCACCUGAAGGAUCUGUGAAGCUAAAAUCUGGCCAGGAUCUGCAGAAUACUUUACCACCAAGUCUGGCAAAGUUCUCUACUGAUGAACCAGACAUCAUUGUGUACAUUGGCUAUGGGAUGCAGAGACAAGUCAGCUUUUACAGUAUGGCACAGAGAAAGGUUGUGCGUACAGCAGCCCUCACUCACUGGGGAACCUGUCUGGACAUUUGCCCUACUGGCUCCCUCAUGGCACUUGGGUCUAAAGAGCGGCUGGUGAAGCUUAUGGAUUAUUACGAGGGCAGUUUCCAGGACUUCACUGGGAUGAAUGACUCUAUGCAGGUGGUGAAGUUUUCCCCUGAUGGCAGACUACUCUUCACAGCCGCACACUCGGAGAUCUUUGUCUGGGAGGUUCUUGUCUAAGAUGUCUCUACUGUCGUGUCUCAACAAAAGACCUGUCUAGGAGGUUCUCCAGUAGGAUGUCUCUACCGUCAUGUCUCAAGAAAAGACCUGUCUAGGAGGUUCUCCUGUAGGAUGUCUCUACUGUGAUGUCUCAACAAAAGACCUGUCAAGGAGGUUCUCCUGUAGGGGGUCUCU
Molecule: messenger RNA, 5986 nt
Organism: Liolophura sinensis
Lineage: Eukaryota; Metazoa; Mollusca; Polyplacophora; Chitonida; Chitonidae
Product: WD repeat-containing protein 90-like
Exons: 44
Coding region: 149-5812 (1887 amino acids)
Cellular component (GO): centriole
Molecular function (GO): protein binding
Source: RefSeq, a predicted model, not a curated record